Molecule: messenger RNA, 1337 nt
Organism: Ictidomys tridecemlineatus (thirteen-lined ground squirrel)
Lineage: Eukaryota; Metazoa; Chordata; Mammalia; Rodentia; Sciuridae
Gene: Galk1
Product: galactokinase 1
Biological process (GO): carbohydrate phosphorylation; galactose metabolic process
Cellular component (GO): cytoplasm; cytosol
Molecular function (GO): ATP binding; galactokinase activity
Source: RefSeq, a predicted model, not a curated record
CCCAGCAUCCCGCGCCGCGGCGCGCCGAACUGCAGACCAGCGUCAUGGCUGCUUCGAGACCGCCCCAGGUCCAGGAGCUGCUGGCCGAGGCCCGGCGAGCCUUCCGCGAGGAGUUCGGGGCCGAGCCCGAGCUGGCCGUGUCGGCGCCGGGCCGCGUCAACCUCAUCGGGGAACACACGGACUACAACCAGGGCCUGGUGUUGCCUAUGGCAUUGGAGCUGGUGACCCUGCUGGUAGGCAGCCCCCGAACAGAUGGGCUUGUCUCUCUCCUCACCACCUCUAAAGAUGCUGAUGAGCCCCAGCGGCUGCAGUUUCCACUGCCCACAGUCCACCGGUCACUGGAGCCUGGGACUCCCCGAUGGGCCAAUUAUGUCAAGGGAGUGAUUCAGCACUACCCAGCUUCCCCCAUCCCUGGCUUCAGUGCAGUGGUGGUCAGCUCAGUGCCCCUGGGGGGUGGGCUGUCCAGCUCCGCAUCCUUGGAAGUGGCCACGUACACCUUCCUCCAGCAACUCUGCCCAGACUCGGGGGCAAUAGCUGCCCGGGCCCAGGUGUGUCAGCGGGCCGAGCACAGCUUUGCAGGGGUGCCCUGUGGCAUCAUGGAUCAGCUCAUCGCACUGCUGGGGCAGAAGGGCCACGCGCUGCUCAUUGACUGCAGGUCCUUGGAGACAAGCCUGGUGCCACUGUCAGACCCCAAGCUGGCCGUGCUCAUCACUAAUUCCAACGUCCGCCAUUCCUUGGGUUCCAGCGAGUACCCCUUGAGACGACGCCAGUGUGAAGAAGUGGCCAGGGCACUGGGCAAGGAGAGCCUUCGGGAGGUGCGGCUGGAGGAGCUGGAGGCUGGCAGAGAGCUGGUGAGCAAGGAGGGCUUCCGCCGGGCACGGCACGUGGUCGGUGAGAUCCGGCGCACAGCCCAGGCAGCAGCUGCCUUGAGCCGCGGGGACUACAGAGCCUUUGGCCGCCUCAUGGUGGAGAGUCACUACUCACUCAGGGAUGACUAUGAGGUGAGCUGCUCUGAGCUGGACCAACUGGUUGAGGCUGCACUGUCUGUGCCUGGGGUUUAUGGCAGUCGCAUGACAGGUGGUGGCUUUGGUGGCUGCACAGUGACACUGCUGGAGGCCUCUGCUGCUUCCCGCACCAUGCAGCACAUACAGGAGCAGUACAGUGGUACUGCCACCUUCUACCUCUCCCAGGCUGCUGAUGGAGCCAAGGUGUUGUGCCUGUGAGGCACCUCUGGACAGCAUAUGCAAGCAUGGGCCGAGGUGGCAGGUCAUGCAGCUCUGUGUCUGGCCCCACCUUCCUCAUUUGGGUGCUUAAUAAACAUGCCUCUGACUGUGGUA